UGAGUUUGUAUUGGAUGGCGUGUUGGGGACCUGCUGUUAACCUUCAGCGCUGCGGACGAGGGAUCUGCCUGGGCAACCCCUCCCUCUUCGGAGGGCUCGGCCUGGACGGGCAGUGCAGCCAGUGCCACGACACACGGAGAGCUCGGCUGUCAACGUUGUACCUCAGUACUGCUGUAACUCCAGUGGUGGCUGUAGGUACCUACAGCAGUGCAAACACCGAGGCCCGUGCAACGUGACGGGCGCCGGACGCAAGGGCGCACCUGCCUGCAGUGCCAGCCGGGCUUGCCUCGCGCAUCGCUGGGAUUCCAGGGACCCCGCCCGCCACACACCUCAGCAUUGAAGCCCACGUUGGGCCGUGCGGAGCGCUGUGGUGCCUGUCGAUUGGCUUCGUCCCGCCAGAGUCGUUGCAGCAGUCCGACCCUGGAGGCGCAUCAGACGACCAUCCAUCCAUCCAUGCCUCCAACGUCCGCCCCCUCCCGCCGCACUCGGAGACCGACCUUGCAUGAGGGGUCAGGGGAUCUCUCUCUGUUGACUGGACGUCCGCCGAGGCACACCUUGCGUUGAAUGCAGCAAAAUGAUUCCGACUCCUCCUGAGAUUUAGACCUCGAUUGAGGCCAGCAUGUUUGGUCUCAAGGCCCCGGCUUCUCUGCCAUCUCUUCUUCAGUCACCGAGCUCUCACCUUAGUUCACGAUGACGACAGCUGACAGUGGAUCGCCACCUGGCCCGCACGGCACCUCGCAGGAGAGUGGAGUCGGGCGGGGACUCGGACCUCUGUUUCCCGAACAGGGUUGAACAGGCCACCGAGACGCGUGAUGAUGUGCCGCUUCGCCUGCGGGGGCGUACAGUCGUCCCGUCAAGUUUGAGAGUUGCAGGCGAUCGGCUCCACGAGAGAGUAACAUACUUUCUAGUUAAUCAGCUGGGAUACGAACGACACGAGGAGACGGUUGCUGACUACCAAGAGCAUUCGAAGUCACACCCAGCGGCUGCUCGAAAUUUCCAUGUUCGAUUGUGCAAUUGACGGACCUCUUCGAGACGAACGGUCGUCAUCGACGACAUUCUUAUGCCAUGCCACAAGAUUGGCGGCUUCCUCAUACUCCUCUCAAGGCCACCAUAAGAGCGCCUCUCAGCAUUGUCUCUCGAGCGCUUGAGGAGGAGUGAGGCACCUUACGAUGAGAGCGUGCCAUUUUGGAUGUAAUAAGAUCCUCCGCUCAAACAAAGUCUGGUCGACCGUGGCGUGUCGCAUCAGAUGCAGCAGCCCCUACGCCAGCGAGUCCAUCACGAUUCACGACAACCCGAUGCAGCGAGGAAGGCUCUGCCCAGUUCAUCGUGCUCGGCCGCAGUCCAGUCUCCUCCAGAGCCCGUGACACCCCUUCAAGUACUUACGCGAUUCAGACCGUCUUCUCUGCAUCAAGCUCGCGCGACAGUUUGCUUGCCCUGUGCAGAGUCUUUGGGGAUGGUCGGACGCAACGACAUGACCGCCAGCGAGCGAGGGGGGCGCGGGCUGACGUGCGCACAACGACCCAAGACCGGCCGAUGAGUCCACACCUUGUUUAUCAUGGAUCAUGCGGAUCAGAAAAUUGAAAGGGCCACGACACCUCAAGUACCUCGCGCAUUUUUGUGUGGUUUCUUUUUGCCUCCCCCUAAUGAGGUGCGAGCGCCCACCCUUCAAAUGAUGAGAGAAGAAAGAGGGUCUGGCGCAGACCCGGUGCCGCCUUUACCCUCUUUGUCAGCAGGGACGCGCAAUUCAUGGGCACGAAGCAACGUCAGCCCUGGCGUUGCCUCUCCUCUUUUUGCCCAUGAGCGACACGGCGGCACACGAAUGCGAUGAUGCGGCGGCGAAAUUUUGCUGCAACGCGAAGAAAACUGUGGAUAUAGAGGGCCCCUUGCUGGUUCAUACUUGUUCAUCCAUCUCCGUCGCACUCGUGGUUGGGCAACAUUUAUUUUGCGUGUUACACGCAUCGCCUGUCGUUCUCCGCCGCCCGCCUGGCCCCCCCCCCCUCUGCCGCUCUUUUCGGACCGUCGCCCCUCCCGUCAUGACCAGCCUCAGACAUGUCACCGACGACACCUGGCUUGCCUGACAGUGCCAUCAGGAGGCCAGGUACAGUCGUCGCCGCGCCGUAUAAACCGCCUCCGACUUUUCCCACGCGCCUCGCGCAGCAGGCGAGACCGAUCGAGGUCCAAGUCCCGCCCCUCAUCGCCGGUGCCCUGGUUGCCGCCUUCGCAAAGGCUCUGGCCGACGGUCUUGGAAACGAGCUUCUCACCCACUACUACCUCGGCGAUCAAGUUGUCAGGGUGAACCUCGACCGCGUCAUCGACCGCCUUCUUUCCACGUUUACUCACGAGCUUUGGGAUGAACUGUUCCAGUUCUACCACAAGGACGGCCCUCCUGGCGCAGAGGUUUCUCGCCAAGUCACGCGCCUGUUCGAAGGUCCAAUCCGCCAGAUAGUCUUGCUGCUGAAUGGCCCAGAGACUUCACCCUGUGUCCUUGACAAAAUCGGCCCGGGAUUGUCGCAGAGACAAACAACAUGGUCAACGAGUGCAGGGGGCAUAGAUUUACCCCUCGCUCUGCAGCUUCUCUGUAGCUACUGGCACAGGGAAAUGCCAUCGCAGUCCCCGGGAGGCUCACCAGAUGAUAUUGCUCGCUCAUUGCACGGCAUAAUUGUCAGUGGUACCGCCGCUCAGAAUCUCAUAUCCAGGUUUCGCAGGGUCUUGCUGUCGCCGCACCAUGUCCAGAUGCACCUUGCCGAAUCCGCCAUCUGGACCAUGCUCCUGAUCAAGCGACCUUACCCCUCGCCCUCCGAUGGUUUUCACGUUGCCCAGUUCAAGUACGAGUGCCAGCUGUUUGGGCCACUCGACGGCAUUGCGGACCCGCAGCUGGUCAAUCUGGGGACCCUGCCAGCCAUCACUGGCACUGCGGAAGACUGCACACACACAACGGUGUCCUCCUACGUCAAUUCACAGUGGCCCAAGUGCGGAAAGCUGGUCCUGGGUUGUCUCGAGGAAGCUGUGGGCAAUGCCUCAUACUCGUCCCGACACGGCGAGCCCAUGUCCGGCAUGUCAGUAUGGGACGGGACAGAUGAGAAUGGCCCGCCUUGUCCCGGAUUGCGACUCAUUCACAUCGAAGUCGAGGAGUCGGUGAUUCGAAUAAGCAUUUCGGCGUGGACACAUACAAUGAUUGAAGUCUUCCAGCAAAUGUGCUGGAUGUGCGCAGCCAUUAGCGCGUCCCCCUUUCCCGGCGCACUCUCCGAAUGCGCCGCUGAGGUGACUAGCUGGACCUAUCUGAAUGAAUCAGUAUACGUCGAUUGCAGCUUAGUGCAUCAGCCAGUCCCCAGUGCGACUGGUUUGCCAUGGUUGCGCCAGAUGCAAGGGGCAGCCAUUGCGAAGGGGUUUCCAUUUCCUGCACACGAAGUCCAGCAGCACGUAACGGCAUGACAUGUGCCCGGAGCUGUUCACAGCAAGCAACAAGUUCUUUGAAUUGCAUUCUAGAUCGAGCGAAAAACAAUAAAAUAUGAUACCCCAUUUUUCAAGGAUCGUACAGGCCUCUCGCGCGUCGCCCAGUCAACAGCUCGGCAUCGCCGGUUUCCGUGACCCUGUAAAUGUCUUCGUGCCUCAUGCCGAAUUUCCC
Molecule: messenger RNA, 3625 nt
Organism: Purpureocillium takamizusanense
Lineage: Eukaryota; Fungi; Ascomycota; Sordariomycetes; Hypocreales; Ophiocordycipitaceae
Exons: 1
Coding region: 2050-3432 (460 amino acids)
Source: RefSeq, a predicted model, not a curated record